Molecule: messenger RNA, 2269 nt
Organism: Nelumbo nucifera (sacred lotus)
Lineage: Eukaryota; Viridiplantae; Streptophyta; Magnoliopsida; Proteales; Nelumbonaceae
Product: protein KINESIN LIGHT CHAIN-RELATED 1-like
Molecular function (GO): protein binding
Source: RefSeq, a predicted model, not a curated record
UGAUGAGAAGUCUAUUGCAAGCAACCUUCGAGUCUUUGAGAGCGGUAGCAAACAAUAAUCCCUAAUUUCUCUCUUUUUACUCUUCAUUCCCUCCACCUUCAACAUCAAGGGCGUUUCUGCAACUUUCUCCCUCCCUUCCCUUCCCUUGUCUUCAGCAAAACAACAGGAUUUUGAUAGCCAACUUCGAAGGAUGCCUGGCCUUGUUUCGCUAAAGACGCCACCAGAAGCUACGCCGCUUCGAGUUCUUGUUCCCGACGGCGAUCAUCAGUUCCAAAGCCAUGAAGUGGAGUUGGAAAACCUAAACCCUAAGACUAGAUCACCAAUUCCGAAGAGAACCCCAUCUCCAUCCACAUCUCGAGCUACACCCUCGCCGGGCCGGAGCUCCGGCAAGAAGAAGACACCGGAGAAGCCGAAAAUUGACGAGUCAUCCCUCGACAAUUCCGAUCUCGGGCCCUUCCUUCUGAAACUCGCCCGAGAUACGAUUGCAUCCGGAGACAGCCCAAACAAGGCGUUGGAUUUUGCGGUCCGAGCUUCGAAAUCCUUCGAGCGCUGCGCAGGGGAGGGCGAAUCGAGCUUGGAGCUAGCAAUGAGUUUGCACGUCGUUGCGGCGAUUUACUGCAGUUUAGGAAGGUUCAAUGAUGCGAUCCCAGUGCUUGAGCGGGCGAUUGGGGUCCCGGAUGUCGCGAGAGGACCAGAUCACGCGCUUGCGGCGUUUUCGGGUUAUAUGCAGCUUGGUGACACACAUUCUAUGCUCGGACAACUCGACGGAUCUAUAACCUGCUAUUCUGCAGGGUUGAAGAUCCAGGUGGAGGCUUUAGGAGAGACAGAUCCAAGAGUUGCAGAGACGUGCAGGUACUUAGCUGAAGCUCAUGUUCAAGCAAUGCAAUUUGAUGAGGCGGAAAGUCUGUGCAAGAAAACACUAGAGAUCCACCAUGAGCAUAGUGCCCCAGCAUCACUUGAAGAAGCAGCUGACCGCAGGUUGAUGGCCCUCAUCUGUGAGGCAAAGGGAGAUUAUGAAUCUGCACUUGAGCACCUUGUUCUUGCCAGCAUGGCCAUGAUUGCCAAUGGGCAAGACAAUGUGGUUGCUUCUAUUGAUGUUAGCAUUGGUGAUGUUUACCUGUCCUUAAGCCGCUUUGAUGAAGCUGUCUUUUCCUACCAGAAGGCACUUACAGUAUUCAAAUCCACUAAGGGUGAUAACCACCCUUCAGUUGCAUCUGUUUUUAUCCGCCUUGCUGACCUCUACUAUAAGACAGGCAAGUUCCGGGAGUCUAAAUCAUACUGUGAGAGUGCACUUAGGAUAUACACAAAACCGGUGCCUGGAACCACAGCAGAGGAAAUUUCUAGUGGGCUGACAGAAAUUUCUGCAAUCUAUGAAGCUGUUAAUGAACCUGAUGAGGCACUGAAGCUCUUGCAGAAGGCAAUGAAAUUGUUAGAGGAUACACCAGGGCAGCGAAGCACAAUUGCUGGGAUAGAAGCACAGAUGGGUGUGAUGUUUUACAUGGUUAGAAGAUAUGGAGAGGCUCGGCACUCCUUUGAGAGUGCUAUUGCCAAGCUUAGAGCCAGUGGAGAGAGAAAAUCAGCAGUUUUGGGGAUUGUGUUGAACCAGAUGGGACUGGCUUGUGUACAACUAUACAAGAUAGAUGAGGCUGCCGAAUUAUUUCAAGAGGCAAGGAGGAUACUAGAGCAGGAGUGUGGUCCAUAUCAUCCAGAUACUCUUGGUGUAUAUAGCAAUCUUGCAGCAACAUAUGAUGCCAUGGGAAGGGUAGAAGACGCAAUUGAGAUCUUGGAAUAUAUUCUUAAGGCGAGGGAAGAGAAGCUUGGGACAGCAAACCCCGAUGUUGAUGAUGAGAAGAAAAGGCUAGCUGAGCUCUUGAAAGAAGCAGGCAGGGCCCGAAAUAGAAAGGCAAAAUCACUUGAAAACCUCCUUGAUUCUAACUCUCAGAGGAUGAAGAAGGAGGUAACAAAGAGGUGGCCCAGCUUGGGUUUCAGAACUUGACAAAGAAUUUGUCAUUCAUUCUCCUUAUACGUACUCACUCUCUGUAACAUAGAAGAUCAAUUUGAAAAGAGUCCGGUUUCCAAUCAGCGGGUUUUUCUUGAGAUUCUAAUCCACAUUUGUUUAUUUUUCUUCCUUGGUUCCUCGAUAUUUGUUUAGUCUUUAAGAUGUUUUCUAGAAAGAAGCUAAGCUGUGGAAUGAAUAAAAUAUUUACGAUUGAUUUUUGAUAGAGUUUGGAAUCUUCUAUAGAAAGUUGAAUUGCAAUUGGCUGAUUUC